GUGCGCCGUCAGAUUGAAUGCGUGUGGAUAGAGUGAUCGCACUUUACCCAGUGAGAGCUUUAACAUCACUUUCUGAACAACCAGCGUGACGUGUUAGUGCAGUGCGACAGCGGCACUCUCCCUUCCUUCUGCCUCUUGGGUCGGAACCUGCGCAGCGGCGAACGAACUCCAAUCCAGGCCGACAGACGGUGAUCCGGCUUCGGCCUCAGGUGUAUCUCUGAGGCGGGGCGACGCGGGAGUCCAGGUGUUGUGGAGGCAUGGACUGCAACUGCGUCAGUGAUCUGCUGAUCCCCCCUGUGCCUGCUCUCUGGACGCCAGGUCAGUUAACAAGGUUCGCCUUCCCAGACUGGGCCUACAAGCCUGAGUCGAGCCCCGGGUCCAGGCAGAUCCAGCUGUGGCACUUCAUCCUGGAGCUGCUGCAGAAAGAGGAGUAUCACGGGGUGAUCGCCUGGCAGGGGGACUAUGGAGAGUUCGUCAUCAAGGAUCCAGACGAGGUGGCCCGUCUGUGGGGGAUAAGGAAGUGCAAACCUCACAUGAACUAUGACAAGCUGAGUCGGGCACUGAGGUAUUAUUACAACAAGCGCAUUUUGCACAAAACCAAAGGAAAGCGGUUCACCUACAAGUUUAACUUCAGUAAGGUGGUGUUGGUGAACUACCCCAUCCUCGACAUGGCAAACUCUCCUUUCUUUCUGGCCCAGAACCACUUCAACGGGGGCUCCACAACGCCUGACUGCAGCCCAGAGGCCAUACAGUCCCUGUUUCCUCGUUUGCCAGACUCCGGCAGGGGGACUUCUCUGUUUGAUCGUGGCACCACGGCACCGGGGCCUGAAGGAGACAAGCUGAGACUGGACGCGUUCCCCUUCCUCAGUUCAGGUGCCCCAUGCUACUCCAAACCCCCGUCCCUGCUGGGCCCGUACCCGCGCAACCCACCCUUUGACUACCCGUGGGGCUUCAACCCCUACCUCCCAGGGGCCUUCUCUCUCAAUAACUGCCCAAAACUGCCCCCUGGCUCACUUUACCCCUCCCAGUUUUACCCUAACCCUUUACAGAGCAGCCUUUCCCAGCUGCCUCACCCCUUCUCUUCCCUGCUUCCCCCAGGGGAGGCAGGUGGAGGUGAGAGGGGGGCAGCGGGGCAAACCGGAGGCACAAACGGCACGGCGGGUGGUCAACCAGUCAGACUGUGCCUGCCACCGUACCCGGGGAGCCUGUCGAUUGGUCGGACGGACAUUGGGGCAGCGUUGGGGGAGAGGGUGGAGGCAAAUACUCCAGGCACAGGGGUGGGUCUGACUCUUGGAGCAGUUGGACUGGGAGCCGGAACUGUGACAGGCCAGCAGAGUCCCACAGAGAGGAGAGGAGGAGGGGUAAAGCAGGACCCGGAGUCAGACUCAGACUUGGAGAUCACAGAUCUGAGCGACUGCAGCUCGGACAACGAGAACGAGCACGAGUUCGGCAUCAGGAAGGAGUCCAGCCUGGCGAGCAGAUCACAGAUACUGCUGGAUGGGAAGAAAGGGAGUGUGCUGCCACCAAUCUCCGCUCUCCCUCCGCCUGUGUCCCCACAUCCUCUGAAGAGCCUGAUUCCCCUCACUCCUCCACCCCCAUCCCUGCCUCCCUCGCUCUCCCCCGCCGUGGCUCUGCAUGACAGACACAGGGAGACAGAGACUCUCAAAAUGAUCCACAGCUAAUACUUUCUCUCCUGCGUCCACCAUCUUGCCAGUCUAUGCUCUGAUAACUCUCUUUUUCUCUCCUUUCUUUUCACGGAGACACUUUCCUGCUUUAAAUGGUCAACUCUUGAUGGACACUUUUUCAAGGAAAGGCAGUUAUGUUCUUUACUUCUAGAAUUACUGUUUCCCUGUUUGCUGUGUUAGUUUUUAACUCGCCCACAGUCCAUUACCCUGCAGACGUGUCCAUCUUAUGCGUUCAGUUUUUAAGCUAUCGGCUGUCCAUAUCCCCACCUUGUCCUUUCUGUUUUGAUCUCUCACACCAAAUGAUCGCUCCACACUUUGUUGACUUGUUAAGCGCGUUGCCAGCAGGACUCGACAAUUUUCUGUCUGCGGUCGAGCUAUGAUAGAAGGCAGCGAGGUUGUAAAUUACAGCACAGCAACACCUACCCUGACAAACAUUAACAAACAACAUCCCUAUACUAACAGAACAGAACAACAAAUGAUGCUCAGAUCGAUCCAAUUUUACACAUUUGUCCUGUAAUUCUUCAGAUUUGGACCAUAUAUAUAUAAAAUCACCACUUGUUCUGAGAUGUAGUCUAAUACUGCCACCUAGUGGUCAUUUUAGUCAACAUUUUCUUUAAUGGAUACAUCUCAUCUCCCCAUCAUCCUUGGAGAAAAAUUCUAUUACCUAUGAGUUUAUUUUGCACUUACUUUUAACACAUAUUGUUUCUUGCAGGUUUAUUUAAAUUUUAAAAUCCUAAUUUUUAAUAGUGAUAACUGUGAUAGUGUGUGAACAUUUAUUUUGUCCUGUGGUUCAAUUAUUUUCUGCACAUUUUUUAUUUUAAAAAAAAGGGAAAGAAAAAGAGAGCAGAGGGAGCUGGACCAAUCUAGAAAUUUGUAUGACUAUUUCUGUGUAUAUAUUUUAUUAUGGUGUACAUUACAUUUAAUUAUAAUUCACUAUGAUAAGAUUUAGCUGUAUUGUUGUGAUUUAAUUCCGUAUUUAAACAUGUUGGAUAAAUUAUAAGCUUAGGUGUAUCAAAGUUUAAAUUAUUGAUGGCAGAAGAUCUGCACUCUGAAGAUGUUUUUCUAUGAUGAGGACAGAGUUCACACUGGGAAUUGUCUCUUCCCCCAAUUAAUUGUGCCCUUUGGUCAUUUUUGCCAGAUGCCCAAUGUACAAACCCUUUGGGUUCAAAAAUAUGCUGGUGGACUUAUUUUUAUAGUUAGCAUUCACCAAGUGUAACUGUAAUGUAAUUAGUCUAAUGUGAAUAAUAUUGGUCUUUGCAUUUUCUUUUUUAAAUCCUCCCCUCUAAAUCUGUUUUUGAUUAUUUUUCAAUCAGUGCUUUUUGUCCACGCCAGCAGCACAGCAAUUUGGUUUGCUUGAGGACAUUAAACAGUGUCGGAAAAAUUAUUCAAAAACAGUUUCUUUCUGCUCUAACAGGUCUGAUGAAACAACCUUCUUUUGCGGCCCAGCUUUCUCAGCACACAGUGCACACUUCAACAUAUUGUACAGCUUCAUAGCCUUUAUAUCUGAUGGUUUGUCAAACAGUGCCCAUAUACCAAUCGUUGUGAAAGCUCUAUUGUAAAGUUAAUGUAAAGCUCUAUGUUUGUUGAGUUGCUACAGGAAAAAGGCCUCCAGUCACGUCCAUGUGGAGUUCACUUACCAACAGCUGUAAAUACUGUUUCCUCUGUGUGUAUAUGUGUGUGUACACAUCCAAAAACGACAAUGCAGUGCUUUCACCUGUCAUCUCUUUGUUUUGCUGUAAAGAGGAAAAAUGGAAAGUGGCAAAAAAGAAGAAAAAGAUUAAUAUCUUCAAAGCAAUAAACAUUAUUCUGGAUAGUG
Molecule: messenger RNA, 3501 nt
Organism: Labrus bergylta (ballan wrasse)
Lineage: Eukaryota; Metazoa; Chordata; Actinopteri; Labriformes; Labridae
Gene: erfl1
Product: Ets2 repressor factor like 1
Biological process (GO): regulation of transcription by RNA polymerase II; cell differentiation
Cellular component (GO): nucleus
Molecular function (GO): sequence-specific DNA binding; DNA-binding transcription factor activity, RNA polymerase II-specific
Source: RefSeq, a predicted model, not a curated record